This is a messenger RNA of Aspergillus affinis, 492 nucleotides long. Its product is annotated as V-type proton ATPase 16 kDa proteolipid subunit. Gene Ontology annotation, biological process: proton transmembrane transport. The coding region runs from base 1 to 492 and encodes 163 amino acids. NCBI's taxonomy places the organism in Eukaryota, Fungi, Ascomycota, Eurotiomycetes, Eurotiales, Aspergillaceae. Gene Ontology annotation, cellular component: proton-transporting V-type ATPase, V0 domain. Gene Ontology annotation, molecular function: proton-transporting ATPase activity, rotational mechanism. The record is from RefSeq and is a predicted model, not a curated record. The transcript has 6 exons.
AUGGUAUCCGAGUUCUGUCCCGUUUACGCACCAUUUUUCGGAUCCAUAGGAUGUACGACCGCCAUCGUCUUAACCGCGCUUGGAGCAGCCUAUGGAACUGCGAAGGCCGGUGUCGGUGUUUGCUCCAUGGGUGUUCUGAGGCCUGAUUUAAUCGUCAAAAAUAUCGUCCCAAUCGUUAUGGCAGGUAUCCUCGCCAUAUACGGCCUCGUUGUCUCCGUUCUCAUCGCAAACAAUCUCACCCAAAGGGUUACCCUAUAUACAAGCUUAGUGCAAAUGGGCGCUGGUCUUUCUGUUGGGCUAGCAGGGUUGGCCGCUGGAUUUGCGAUCGGGAUCGUUGGCGAUGCCGGUGUGCGAGGAACAGCCCAACAACCUAGGUUAUACGUAGGGAUGAUCCUUAUUCUCAUUUUUGCAGAGGUUCUUGGUCUUUAUGGUUUGAUUGUUGCUCUCUUGAUGAAUUCCAAGGCAACUAUAGUGGAUCAUAAGUGCGUAUAG